This is a messenger RNA of Rhododendron vialii, 1210 nucleotides long. RefSeq lists its product as uncharacterized. Bases 11 to 1066 code for a protein of 351 amino acids. Lineage: Eukaryota; Viridiplantae; Streptophyta; Magnoliopsida; Ericales; Ericaceae. The transcript is spliced from 2 exons. The record is from RefSeq and is a predicted model, not a curated record.
CUCAGGUACGAUGACGCACCAACCUAUUAACCUCAGUUCUUUACUCACUGUCUCCUCUCGGGGACGUGGUGCUACCAAUAGGGUAGCAUCAACUGGCGCCCCUCCCCCACGUUCACGUCGCAAUAGGGGAGGAUCUGCGAGAUCGUCAUCUUCUCCACGGGAAGAUAAUCCUGUUGAGACUACCAAUGCUCAUCGGGACAAACGUCCCAGGAGCGAAGAAACUGGGGACGCUCUUAACCAAACCACUUCUGUAGUCCAACAACCCCCUUCUUCGAGUACUCCAGUGCUUCCUGAAAGCUGGACCCCUAAUCUCAUUAGGGGUGAUCGGCCUGUUCACAUAGGGGACAGUGCUAGCUCUUCGGAGACAGCACUCGCCCUUGCCCAAGGUCUACUUCUUCCUGUAGACAUGCAGAAGGAGUCCGAAGCUACACCUGAUCGGCUUGUCUCCACUGGUCUCGUCAGUGGUAUCAAGUUCAUUCAAAAGAUGGUCACAUUGGGCCAAAAGUUUGAAGAUGCUGAUAAUGAGAGGAUCACAUUGCUGAACAACAAUACCAGACUGCUUCGUACGAUUACUAGACUUGAAAGGGAAAGAGACAAAGCCAAAGCAGACUUCGUCGAGGCCAAAGACAAGCUUGGAGCUGCUGAGGACAGCCUCAACCAUGCUUUGGUUGAGAUUGAGCAGACCAAAAAGGCUGCUUUUGAAGAUGGUUAUCAAAAGGGCUUCGACGCUACAACGGCUAGUUACGUAGAGCAGAUGCCGAUCAUCCAGGAUGAAAUCUGGGCUGCUUGUUGGGAAGCAUGCCUCACAAAGGUAGGUGUUGCAGAAGACUCUCCCCUAUGGGUUGAGAACGAUCUACCGAGCCGCCGAGUUACAGCUCCAACUGAUGAUGUCGAUCAACAGAUUGACGAUUUUGAAGAUGUUGAUGAAGAAAUACAGGUUGAAUCUCAAAAUGAUGUUGAGCAGUCAUCUGUUCGGGAAGUAACCACUGAAACUGUUGUCCCAGAAGAGACUGCAACUGCUGCUGGUAAUCCUGACGUCCAACCAGAAAUUCAGAACCUAGAUUGAUAAAUAAGUAUUUUGUGUUUCUCUAACAAUAUGGCUGGUCCUGCGUGACCACGGUAAUUUAACCCUGCGUGGUACCAGUACUUUCUUUUGGUAAUACUCUGGAUAAUAUAGGUAUUCGGCCCUUUGUGGCACUUGCUCGGCUCU